Molecule: messenger RNA, 605 nt
Organism: Heterobilharzia americana
Lineage: Eukaryota; Metazoa; Platyhelminthes; Trematoda; Strigeidida; Schistosomatidae
Source: the annotation of a GenBank genome assembly
AUGGAACCAUUUGUAAAUAUAUUUUUUGCGAUAGAUGAACAGCAGAAUGAAACAAUUACAAGAGAUGAAUUAAAACACUAUGUAAAACAACAUCAUUUAGAUGAAGGAAUGAUUUCGAGAUGGCAAACAUUAUUUGAUCCUGGGAAUACUGGUAUCAUAACGUUUGAGAAGUUUUGUGAUGUACUCGGUGUGAAACCUGAACAGGCGCGUACACUUCGAAAAAGUGUUAUCAAUAAAGGAUUACCUCCAGAUUUCCAAAUAAUUUCACAAAAUAUGUCAAUUGAAGAUCAAUAUCAAUUAUUCGAUCAAGUUCGACAAUUAUUAGAUAAAAAGUUAUCAGAUCAAGACUUAUCACAAGGAUUAAAACAAUGGCUUGAUAAAACAUUUGAUCCAUCAUGGCAUGUUGUAAUAGUCGAUGGAUCAUAUUGGAUUUCAUAUUCACAUUUACCUGAACAUUCACUUCAAUUUCGACUAAAACAAAAGUGUUAUUUACUAUGGCGAACACCGAAAUAUUAAGAAUUAAAUGUUUGUUGGUUGGAACAUUUAAAUUAUCCAACAAAAACUCAGUUUAUCUUUAUUGUAAUUUGACAAAUGUUUAUGUGAAU